This is a messenger RNA of Drosophila ficusphila, 294 nucleotides long. RefSeq lists its product as uncharacterized. The record is from RefSeq and is a predicted model, not a curated record. The transcript is spliced from 3 exons. The coding region runs from base 1 to 294 and encodes 97 amino acids. NCBI's taxonomy places the organism in Eukaryota, Metazoa, Arthropoda, Insecta, Diptera, Drosophilidae.
AUGUUAAAAUUAAUAUUUGUGCUCGCUUUAAGUGCUUUAAUUGGAACUAAAGGCAACUAUUUUGGAGAUCUAUACAAGUGCAAUGACGUGCUGUUAAAAUGCCAGGAAACUGAACUUCAAUUAGGAAAGUACAACGAAAUAACAAAUGCUUUUAAUCGAAACUGCAGUAGAGAAGUUGGUUCCAAGUGGAGUAAUAUUACAAGAUGUGAAUUAAAUGCCAUUAAGUGUUUGUUACUCGAGAUGAAUGGCUUGGAUGUCAACUGUGAAAACAUCGCGGACGUUAUACAUCUUUAA